AUGAAAUAUUCGACAGUUGCUAUUGCUUCUUUAGCAGCUUUAAGUGCAGUGGCCACUGCUGCUGAUGAAACUUCAAGCAGUGCUACAACCACUAUUACUCUAGCUACUACUACUUCUACUCACAGUACUCAUAAAUAUGGUAAGUUUAAUAACACUCAUCAUCAAGGUACUAAGAGUAAGACCAGUACUGGUACCCAUAAAUAUGGUAAGUUUAACAAUACCCAUCAUUUAGUUUCUAAGAGUAAGACCAGUACCGGUACUCACAAGUAUGGUAAAUUCAACAAUACCCAUCAUUUGGUUUCUAAGAGUAAAACUAGUACUGGUACUCACAAGUAUGGUAAAUUCAACAAUACCCAUCAUUUGUUUUCCAAGAGUAAGACCAGUACCGGUACUCACAAGUAUGGUAAGUUCAACAAUACCCAUCAUUUGGUUUCUAAGAGUAAGACCAGUACCGGUACUCACAAGUAUGGUAAGUUCAACAAUACCCAUCACCAAGGUGAAAAGACUGCUGAAGCCAAGAACGUUCAAGCUAAUGCCGCUGCUCCUUCUAACUUUGGUACACAAAAAGCUUUGGGUAUUACGCUUGGUUCCGCCAUGGUUGCUGGUGCUUUGAUGUUGUUAUGA
Saccharomycodes ludwigii is the source of this 624-nucleotide messenger RNA. RefSeq lists its product as uncharacterized. The transcript has a single exon. NCBI's taxonomy places the organism in Eukaryota, Fungi, Ascomycota, Saccharomycetes, Saccharomycodales, Saccharomycodaceae. Bases 1 to 624 code for a protein of 207 amino acids. The record is from RefSeq and is a predicted model, not a curated record.